Messenger RNA from Iphiclides podalirius (scarce swallowtail), 714 nucleotides. Lineage: Eukaryota; Metazoa; Arthropoda; Insecta; Lepidoptera; Papilionidae. The record is from the annotation of a GenBank genome assembly.
AUGGCUCAAACUCAGUUCACGCGGAGCUCCGAGAGCGACGCAUGGGCGCUGCUCGCUCUCAAGUCGGCGCCCGCCUCGCCAUCCAAGGUGCAGUGGGCGCAAGAGCCGGCGCCCACAGCUAUCGCCAGACUAGAUGGACGCGAUUUCGAGUACCUGAUACGCCAGAAACGCGUCAUAAUAGGCCGCAACUCGAGCCGCGGCCAGGUGGAUGUAAACAUGGGACAUUCGAGUUUCAUUUCACGUCGCCACCUUGAACUAUUUUAUGAUCAUCCCGAGUUUUACCUCACGUGCAACAGCAAGAAUGGCGUGCUCGUCGACGGUGUGUUCCAGAGGAGGGGCGCCGCGGCUAUGCUGCUGCCAAAAAGUAACCUCUCGAAGAUGGGCAAGCCAGACGCAACCAGCACCGUUGCAAAAUGUCCGUACGCUGUGGUAGUCACCAUAAGGCGUACCACAUGCUCGUUUGCUGCCAGCCCCUUCAGAAAGUUUCAUCUAUAUUUUAGAUUGACUUCUGUAUCGCUGGAAGCGUUGCGCUUGUUCGACUUCCGAGCUCGUCUGCAGUCCGCCUACAUAAUGGGAUCGCUUUUAUUUCGCCAUGUGUGCGUCGCUAUAUGCGCGGUGCGUUUUGCACGGUCGCCAUGUUUGGAGUGGUCGUAUUUGUGUCGCAUAAGAUGUAGGGCGCCGGCUGUCGUGGCUCGGGCGGCCUUGGGCGGUAUC